Molecule: messenger RNA, 5503 nt
Organism: Scylla paramamosain (green mud crab)
Lineage: Eukaryota; Metazoa; Arthropoda; Malacostraca; Decapoda; Portunidae
Product: uridine phosphorylase 1-like
Exons: 7
Coding region: 675-1709 (344 amino acids)
Biological process (GO): uridine catabolic process; nucleotide catabolic process
Cellular component (GO): cytosol; cytoplasm
Molecular function (GO): uridine phosphorylase activity
Source: RefSeq, a predicted model, not a curated record
AUCCGUGGAAGAGUGGACGUGGUGGUGUAGUGAGUAACUUCUUACGGGAAUUCGAACUCGUGUGCUUUUUGGGGCACUUGUAAAAGAACACAAAGGAAGACCAAAUAUAAUUCAUAAUUUGCAUUUUUUUUUUUUUUUUUAGUGGUAAUACGAAGCUGUUGGUCAUAGUAAUAGUAACAGCAGUAAUAACAGUAAGUUUUCUCUUUUCUGAACGUUGAAGUCUUGAUUUUGCGAGUCAUUCACCGAGAACGAAAGAAAGACAACGCUGAUAAACACGAAGAGAGAAAGAAACAAGAUAAACCGUGGCGAGAAGGAAGAGGGAAAGAACAGUGAGAGUGCGAGAGGAAGAAAGUAAACAAAAUCAGUAAGAGGAAGAAAAGUAUAAGAGAUAAAAAGAAGAAAUAGCAAAUUAAAGCAAUAUAAAUAAAUAGCUAAUAAAAACAAGAAAAAUUACCUAAUAGAAGCAAGAAGAAGAAAUAACCAAUAAAAACAAGAGGGAUAAAUACCGAGUAGAAAGAACUAGCCUAUAAGGACAAGGGGAACAACCAGCCAAUAAGAACGAGAGGAACAACUAGCCAAUAGGAAGAGACUAAUACAAAUCACAAGUAGCAAAGAAGGAAGAGCGCAAGAGUACCACAGACAAAAGGGAAGGAAAGGCUUGGCGCAGGUUCACAAUGCCUUGCCACGAGAUUGAGUUUGGAAUGUUCCCGCUGGAGGAGGAGGAGGAGGAGGGCAGACAGCUGGAUGCCAACGGGGAGCAGAGCACUGACCCUACCAGGUUCCCGGAUGGUGCACUUCGCCUCCGCAACCCGCACAUCAGCGAGAUGGAGCAGGACAUUCUCUACCACCUGGCUCUGGGCUCCGGCUCCCACGACCUGCAGGAGAUGUUCAGUGACGUGCGCUUCGUCUGCAUGGGAGGAACGCCCAAGAGGAUGGAGCAGUUUGCGUACUAUAUCAUGGAUGAGAUUGGAUACAAGCUGCCGGCCGGGACUACAUUGCUGGAUAUCUCGUUUCAGUCCUACCGCUACUCCAUGUACAAGGUGGGCCCAGUGCUGUGUUUCUCGCACGGCAUGGGCAUUCCCUCCGUGGGGAUCCUGCUGCACGAGGUCAUCAAGUUGAUGUACCACGCCAAGUGCCGGGAUCCCAUCUUCUUCAGGCUGGGCACGUGCGGGGGUAUUGGCAUCGAGGGAGGCAACUUGGUGAUCAGCGAGAGUGCGGUGGACGGUCUCCUGCAGCCUUACCUUGAGCUGCCAGUGCUGGGGCAGAUGCAGAGGCGCCCCGCAGUGCUGGACCGCCAGCUGGCCCACGACCUCAAGAACCUGCGACGCGAGGACGAUCCCUUCACCGUGACUGUGGGCAAGACCAUGUGCACCUACGACUUCUACGAGGGUCAGGGCAGGCUGGACGGCGCCUUCUGUGACUACACCGAGGAGGACAAGCUGGCUUUCCUGCGUAAGAUCCAUGCAGAGAACGUGGUGAACAUGGAGAUGGAGAGCCUGUGCUUCGCCGCACUGUGUCACCAUGCUGGGGUGCGCGGCGCGGUGGUCUGCGUCACUUUACUCAAUAGACUGCAUGGGGAUCAGGUCUCCACGCCAAAGGAGGUGCUGAACAAGUGGCAGGAAUACCCGCAGAUGCUGGUCGCUCGCUACAUCAAGAAGGCACUGGGACUGCCGGUAGCCGUGCCCCAGCGAAGCCACCCUCAGGUUUAAGGGGAGUCAGUCAGGCAGUGGAUAGGACUUGUCCAAAAAUAAAGACAAAAAAAAAAAAAAAAAAAAGAAAGAGAACGAAAGCUAGAGAAAAUACAGGAGGGUUGGCGACGCGGAGGACUGCAGCUGAUUUCCCUCCGCCACUUCGAGGAGCGACGCCCUCUCACCCCUGCCCCUCCUCCCCCAAAAUUAUUACACAUUCGUACCUCCUUCCAUAUCUCUAAUGUUCCCUCCCUCCAUCCGUUCUUCUAAUGUUUCUCUCACUCUCCUCCUUUCCACCCUCCCACGAUAUCCUUUUUUCUCCCUCUAGUUCUAUCCUCCUUUGCACUUCUUCCUUCCACAAACUCCGAUUUCUCCGGCCCUUUCCCUCCUUCACCCCUUCACCCCCAACCCUCCACUCCAGCACUGCCCCUGCGCACUGUGGUGGACAAGAAUGGGGAGAGUGAUGCAGAUAAGUACACCUUUAUUUCUAAUCAAGCACUAUUGUAUCCUGUUAUGCCUUGUGUCUCUCCUUCGUCACUUUCGUCCGUUGCUAUCUCGUAUUGUGUCACUCAAUUCAUCUAGUUUAUUCACUCACCCUCUGUCUCUCGCUCACUUGCAUGCAUAUCAUUAGUAUUAUUAUUGUAUUAUUAUUAUUAUUAUUAUUAUUAUUACUACUACUACUACUACUACUACUGCUACUACUACUACUAUUCAUGUUAUUAGUGUUGUUUCCUGUCACUCGGUUUUCUCUAAUUACUGUAAUUAUUCAAAGCACUGCCGUUCAUUCUUUUAUUUUUAUACAUUAGCAAUAGAUAUAGUACGUGCAAUGGGUGUUGUUGCUAUCAUUAUUAUUAUUAUUAUUAUUAUUAUUAUUAUUAUUAUUAUUAUUAUUAUUAUUAUUAUCAUUAUUAUUAUUAUUAUUAUUAAUUAAUUACGAUAAUGAUUAGGUAAUGAUGAUGAUAGUGAUGACUACAGUGUACUACUACCUAUACUAUUAUUAUUACUGUUCUGAACUUCAUUCAUUCAUUCCUAAGGUUUGUUUGUUGUUCACUUAUUCCGAUUCAAAUAUUCCCACCAACUAAUUUAUUAAUUAAGAAAGCGUGGUUGUACAUUCAAUAUUCUUAGGCUGUUAGUAGUAUUAUUGAUAUUUACUUGUUUCGUUACUGCUUAUUUUGAGAUAGAAGUUCAAAGUGCAUCAAUUUUUUUUUUUUUUUUAUGUAUAACAAUCAGUAUUCUCAGACAUGCUAUAUACAUAUAUGUCUUAAUCUCUACUAUUUGUAGUGUGUGUGUGUGUGUGUGUGUGUGUGUGUGUGUGUGUGUGUUGCUAUUAUUAUCUUUCAUUAUCUUUAGUUCCCGUAGUGGGUGUUGAUGAGUGACAGUGGUGGUCGUAAUGAGUGAUGAAGUGUGAUGGGUUAUGGUGGUGAUGAAAGUGAUGAUUGGUGAUGAAUGGAGAGUGAUAUGUUUUGGUGAUGGUGGAAGUGAUGAGUGAUGAUGCUGAACUAUGAGUGAUGAUGAUGAUGGAAGUGAUCAGUGGUUAUGAUGAUGAGUUUAGGUGAUGGUAUAAGUGAUGAGUAGUGAUGACAAAUAGUGAUGAAUGGUGGUGGUGGUGGUAGUAGUGAAGCGUGGUGAUGGUGAAUGAGUAAUGACUUAUGACGAUGGCGGUGAUGAACAGUGUUCAUUGUUAUUGGUAGUGGUGAUAACUAAUGAUGACUACUGAUGAAUGGUAGUAUGUGGUGAUGAUUUAUGAUGAGUAGUGGUGAGUAGUGAUGACUUUUUGGGUGCGUAUGAAUGAAUGGCUCUUCUUUGGCUCCUUAAAAGUGAUGAGCGGUGAUGACGUGUGAUGAGUACUGGAAGUAAUAUCAGCAAGCAAUACUUCACUUUAAAAACUCAUUCUAGAAAUUACUUUGUGAACUGAGCUGUGUCCUGUGGCUGUAUUUUUGUCUGUAUUUUUUAUCGAUUUUGUCUUUAUUUAUAUAUAUACAUUAAUUUAUAUGACUAAAGGAAUGAUGUGCGGAUAACUUCUUUUAUACUUCAUUACUAUUACGUCUACGUAAUGAAGAAAGGAAGAUGACGUCACACGAACACACACACAUACAUGCAUACCUACAUACAUACAAAAGAAGAGAAGUCUAAUGAAAUUUAUGAGAUAUUUUGUUACUGUGUAUAUAUUUCAGUAUAUAUUUGAUAUGUAGAUAUAAGUUUAUAUUCUUGUUUUGGAGGGGAAAAGAACAGGAAAGUAAAUUACCAUAAUUACCUUCAGUCACUUUUCAAAAGUUGGAAUAGAACAUUUUGGACUUCAUUAUUAUUUUUUUUUAUUUUUAAUUCAUAACACAUAACAAAUUUAAUAAUAAUCAUAGAACAAAAUUUUAAUCCAAAACAUGUCAAUGAAUCAAGGAUAUAUAUAUAUAUAUAUAUAUAUAUAUAUAUAUAUAUAUAUAUAUAUAUAUAUAUAUAUAUAUAUAUAUAUAUAUAUAUAUAUAUAUAUAUAUAUAUAUAUAUAUAUAUAUAUAUAUAUAUAUAUAUAUAUCAUAGCAAUUUUAUUCCCAUUCAAUGAAAGAAAAUAUAAUAGUUUAUGUUCAGAAAAUCUUUGAUGCCCAUUUCACGAAAAUUUGGUUGUCCAAAGUUUGACCGAAUAUAUGACAGUUGUCAUAUUUGACUUCUUUAAACACCAUUUUAUUAAAUGUGAAGCCCCUAAGAAGUUUAUCAUUGGAAAAUAUGAAAUUUGUAUAUAUAUAUAUAUAUAUAUAUAUAUAUAUAUAUAUAUAUAUAUAUAUAUAUAUAUAUAUAUAUAUAUAUAUAUAUAUAUAUAUAUAUAUAUAUAUAUCCAUAAAAUUGAAGAAGAUCAGCAAAAAAAAAAGAGAGAGAGAGAGAGAGGCAUGAGAUAAAUAAAAGAAAGUAGGAUAAAAUUUUUGCUUAUGAACUAAUUUUAAAAUCAUAAAAUCUCGAAGACCUCACUCUGUUCACUGAAAAAAAAUAAAUAGAUAAAUAAAAAUAAAAACCUCAAAAACCUCAAAAAAAAACAUAUAUAUAUAUAUAUAUAUAUAUAUAUAUAUAUAUAUAUAUAUAUAUAUAUAUAUAUAUAUAUAUAUAUAUAAUGCAAUAUAUUUUCUUGAAAUUCCAUCCACGUCUAUCCCACGAGAACCAACAUGUUCCUGCAAUUUCAAGAUAUUCAUCAAAUUCCAUCUGUAAAAUUUGUUUAUUCCUCCCCACUCUCUCUCUCUCUCUCUCUCUCUCUCUCUCUCUCUCUCUCUCUCUCUCUCUCUCUGUCAUGGCGAGGUCACUUUAAGUGGGCUUGUACCAGGCUACUCAUGGUUAGUGUUUUCAGUCGUGGUGUUAUGAGCGAGGGAGAACUGAUGUAAUUUGUCUUGAUAUAAAAUGGGGAUGGCAAUUACUUGUGGUUAUGAAAGUGGAAAUGUGUUUCUAUUUAUUUAGAAUGGGGAGGACCAGUUACGAUUUUUUUUUUUUAUCAUCAAUUCAUUUUUUGUCCUCAUUUAAUUGUUAUUUUCAAUUGUGUUGCUGUGAAAGAAAUUGUUCUUCUUCUUGCCUUAAUGUAGCAUUAAGAGUAGCGGUCGUUAGAUAUCCUUUCCUUUUUUUUUGUAUUACGUUUGUUGUCUCACCACGCUCCUAUUAUACAUAUCCACGCCCACGGUCAGUCAGAGCCUCCUCCAUCCCACGCCAAUAUCCGCCCACAUAGGCCUAUUAUUCCAUUCCAAACUGUAUUUAAUUGACAAUACAUUCCACACGCCGUUCCUGUAUUGCUGUAUGUUCACACACACACACACACACACACACACACACACACACACACACACACA